This is a messenger RNA of Cutaneotrichosporon oleaginosum, 1737 nucleotides long. RefSeq lists its product as uncharacterized. NCBI's taxonomy places the organism in Eukaryota, Fungi, Basidiomycota, Tremellomycetes, Trichosporonales, Trichosporonaceae. Gene Ontology annotation, molecular function: kynureninase activity; pyridoxal phosphate binding. Gene Ontology annotation, biological process: NAD+ biosynthetic process. Gene Ontology annotation, cellular component: cytoplasm. The record is from RefSeq and is a predicted model, not a curated record.
AAUUUCCGCAUCGGCAACAUGCAUGCUUGCUUAUCAAGUGGUGCGCCGACGGAGCACCAGCGGGACACCAGACGGGACGCAAGUGAUGGUUAUUAAUGGCCGGGGACAUGGAGCUGGUUCCGAGCGUGGGGGGUGUCCGCGGCUUCACCGCGGCCGCCCAGGGUGAGUGCCUGGGUGAACAUCGGCUGGCCCGACGAUCUGGACAGCUCAAAGUGAGCUCUGGCGCGUCUGUCCCCCCCUCACUUUCUCGAUCCACCAGGACACAGGCAAGACAUCAACAGCCAGCGACUACCCCAUACCCCACAUUACACAAUGACUGUCAACGCCCCCACCAAGGACCAGCUCAAGCAGUGGGACCAGGAGGACAAGCUCAACUGGACCCGCGGCGAGUUUGAGAUCCCCGACGCCCGGAAAUGCGGCGCCAAGGUCGACGGCGACGCCGUGUACUUUUGCGGCAACUCGCUUGGCCUGCUCAACAAGCGCGCACGCGAGCACAUGAUGGAGGAGCUCGACGUCUGGUCCAAGACCGCGGUCACCGGCCACUUCAAGCACCUGUACGGCCGGCCGUGGAAGCACCUCGCCGACCCCAUGCUCCCUACCAUUGCUAAGCUCCUCGGUGCCAAGGAGAGCGAGUGCGCCCACUCGUCGACACUUACGACCAACAUGCACACUCUCUUGACGACGUGGUACGCCCCCACGCCGAAGCGCUGGAAGAUUGUCAUUGAGCGUGGCGCGUUCCCGUCUGACUGGUACGCCGCCAAGUCGCACCCUGGGCUCCACCGCAACGUCCUGUCCGAGGAGCAGGUCGAGAACGCCAUCAUUGGCAUUGAGCCUCGCGCGGGCGAGGAACUCCUCCGCACCGAGGACAUCCUCAAGGUCCUCGAGGACAACAAGGACGAGAUUGCGCUGGUCUGGCUCCCGAUGGUGCAGUACUACACUGGACAGAAGCUGGACAUCCCGCCCCUGGUGAAGAAGACGCACGAGAUCGGCGCGCUCUUCGGCCUCGACAUGGCGCACGGUAUCGGCAACGUCAAGAUGCACCUCGACGACUGGGGAGUUGACUUUGCUGUCUGGUGCACGUACAAGUACCUAAACUCUGGGCCGGGCGGGACGGGCGGCUUCUUUAUCCGCGAAGGCUUGUCGGACAACGGGCGCCGCCUCGCCGGCUGGUGGGGCGUGAACCCCAAGACGCGUUUCGACAUGACCGAGGAGUUUGACCCCACGCCGGGCGCCCAGGGAUACAUGCACUCGAACACGGGCGUGCUCGGCUCGAUCCCCCUCCUCGCCACGCUCGAGCUCAUCGACAAGGUCGGCUUCGACAACCUGCGCGACAAGGCCGACCGGCUCACCGGCGCGCUCGACGCCCUCCUCAGGCAGAGCAAAUACUACAUCCCCGCGGACAAGAUUCCCAAGGACGGCGAGGACACCAAGCUCGGCUUCCACAUCAUCACGCCCGAGCUGCCGUACCGCGGCACGCAGCUGUCGCUGUUCAUCCACCCGGGCACGAAGGGGAUCAUGCCGCGCGUGUUUGAGAAGAUGGUCGACCGGGGGCUGGUGGGCGACGAGCGCUUCCCGUACGUGAUCCGCCUCUCCCCAGUCGCGCUGUACAACACGUUCGAGGAGGUGGGUCGCGCAGCCGCGAUCGUCGAGGAGGCGCUGGCCGAGGUCGAGGCCGAGGGCCUCGGCAAGUAGUCUGUAUCUAUAGCGGAUGGGUUUAGUGAUGCAUAUCAUACAAUG